Phaeodactylum tricornutum CCAP 1055/1 is the source of this 950-nucleotide messenger RNA. RefSeq lists its product with no specific name. The annotation marks the transcript as partial. The record is from RefSeq and is a predicted model, not a curated record. Gene Ontology annotation, biological process: endoplasmic reticulum membrane organization. The transcript has 2 exons. Gene Ontology annotation, cellular component: plasma membrane; endoplasmic reticulum membrane. Lineage: Eukaryota; Bacillariophyta; Bacillariophyceae; Surirellales; Neidiaceae.
UUUCACCUCUUCAUCGUUUACAUUAAUAUCAUGGCGAGUCUUGAAAUUGAACCCGAGAACGAACUACGGUUUAAAUUGAGUGAAGAAGAACAGACUCCGCGAUGUACCAUGACUCUUACCCAUCCGGGCGGUACAGACGAAGCUCUGGCCUUUAAGGUGAAAACCACGCAGCCCAGGCGAUACCUGGUUCGUCCCAAUCAAGGUCUGAUCAAACCGGGAGGUAGCGAAACCAUUCAAAUUCUACUCGUCGAAAAAGACAAACAAGCCCUGAUGCAAUCCUUCCAGCGUCUAGGUCAAUCGGCACUGGAUCAUUCGAAAGACAAAUUUCUCGUGCAGUCUUGCGCGGUAUCGCAGCAGUUCGCUUCUCAGUACGAUGAUGCCGGCACGGGAUACGAUGCACUGAGCACUAUGUGGACCUCGGUCACCGCUGCCGGUUCGCGCACCACAGUUUCUAACAAAAAGCUUCACGUCAAGCAUGUGGUGAGCGAUGUAUCAAUCCCUCGAUCGAGCACGGCAUCGCCCUUACGUCCGCAUGAACCUACUUCAGCCCAAACGCUGGAAUCCAUGUCCCCCGAACAACUUUUGAGCGAGGUUGCUACCCUCCGUCGCAAGUACGACGAACUUGUUGGAUUUUCCGUGAAUCUCACUGCUGAACGAGACAUUCUCAACAAUACUCUGGAACAAGCAAAGCGAGACUUGGAUCGCGAAGUAAAAAAGUCUGCCUUCAGUGACAAUAAACGCAACGUGCGACAUGGUACAAUCUCGGAUACGAUUCCGAAGCGGUCUCUGGGAUCGUUGGUGCUAGUGGCAAUACUUUUCUUCGUGGCCGGUCUCAAGCUAGAGCAAAGCGGAAAUUCACGAAUUCUUCGUCAUGUUCCAGUUGUUGGCAGAAUGCUGGAGGGUGCCACAACUGCCAAAAAUGUUGACUCGGUCACACCAGCACCCGAAAG